UGUUCGUACAGGCGGUGUAGAACAGGCCAGUGCCAAGGCAGAAUGACAGGUGGGAGGUUCAAGGACAAGGUUGUCAUCGUUACAGGGGGCUCCAAGGGCAUAGGGCGGGGAUGUGUGGACGUAUUCGUUGAGAAUGGCGCUAAAGUGGUAUUCUGUUCAAGGGGAGUUGAGGAAGGCAAGAAGGCAGAAGCGGAAGUGAAUGCUGUAGGACCUGGAACGUCUCUCUUUGUUCCUUGUGACGUCAAUAAAGAGGAUCAAAUCAAGAAUGUCGUGGAGAAAACGAUCGAAGCCUUUGGUCAGAUAGACUGCCUCAUUAACAAUGCUGGCUAUCAUCCGGAGCACCAAACCAUCGACGAAUUUUCGGCAGAUGAUUUUCGAAGUUUGUUCAACCUUAACGUUGUAAGCUAUUUCCUCUUCGCCAAGUUCUGUUUGCCCCAUCUCAGGAAGACACGGGGAAGUAUUAUCAACAACUCCAGUCUGGUAGCUGAAAUUGGUCAGAAAGGGGCCGUUACGUAUGUAGCCACAAAGGGUGCCAUAACAUCUAUGACAAAGGCCCUGGCCAUAGACGAAGCACGACAUGGAGUUAGGGUGAACAGCAUUGCACCAGGCAAUGUUUGGACUCCUUUGUGGGAAUCUUUAGGCAAAUCCACGGAAGAUUUCGAGAAAACCAAGAAAAGCGGGGACGAUGCACAGCUUAUUGGACGAAUGGGUACAAUUCGGGAGUGCGGUGAAGCAUGCCUGUUUCUUGCUGCAGAGGGCCAAUUCUGUACCGGGAUCAACCUACUUUUGUCCGGUGGUGCCGAACUUAAAUACGGCCAUAAAAAUCAAAUGCAGGGGACAGAAUCUGUGUUUGGUUAGUGGCUAAUGCGGUACUAAAAUAUCACAUUCCGGUUCUCUAUUGUGCUUGAUUUAUAGUGCCCUCACUUUAUGGAUGCAUCUUAAGAUAAUUUGUACUUUGUUUUAAUUUUAAAUCAUUGUUUUAAUCUACUUUUUUAAUCUACUGCCACAAACAUAUGUAAGUACAUGUACACGAGAGUGUUGAUGUGUGUCGUUCUUUGACAGCGUGUAUACUGUCAAUUCGAAACAUUGCUGUUUUGGGGUUUCAGUCGCCUUUUGUCAAUAAGACUGAUUCGGUAGAUAUUAUGUAAUACUGACCUACAGAUGAGAGCAUGCAAGCUCAGAUUUCAUACCAUAUCGCAUGGUAUUGCCGAUGUAUUUGUAUUUGCAUUUAUUAAUUAUGCAAUUUUUAUCAUACUCACACGAAAAACUGGACCUCUUAGGUCUUCAUAUAUAUAUAUAUAUUUUUUUUUUUUGCGAUUGGUGUUUUACGCCGUACUCCAGAAUAUUUCACUUAUACGACGGCGGCCAGCAUUAUGGUGGGUGGAAACCGGGCACAGCCCGGGGGAAACCCACGACCAUCCGCAGGUUGCUGGCAGACCUUCCCACUUACGGCCGGAGAGGAAGCCAGCAUGAGCUGGCAUGAGCUAUGUAUAGAUCACCUUUAAGUUUGAACAAAGUUUGAUGCCGAAGAAAGUCUUCAUAUUUCAUGAAAAUAAGUCAGCAAUGAAAGUUUGCCACUCAGCUGUGUACCAUCUUUCUUGUUAACGGGUUGGCGACCAACAACGUCGUGCCUUCGAAUUUAUCCCCAACACACCUCACCACCGCAACCCAAGUUUAUACAGUGAGCAGAUUGGCAUGGCUGUGCAGCGGUUCUUUAGCAUUCUUAACAAUCUUGAGAAGGAGGUGCUUACACUUCAAAUCUUUGAUAUACGUGUAUUCAAGAGACAAUGUCUUUGGCUUCUUGAACUCCAAGAUCCACGAAUAAAUACUGAUUACGACACAGAGGUAAGCUGGCAACACAGCCGGGACGAAGAAGCAGUAAAGGGGGAGCAACUCUUGAGACCAUAUUGCCGACUGCUGCAGGAUAAGUUCUUCAACUCUAAUGAUUAGCUUCAGAUGCAUCGCUUGGAUGUUUGAUGUACCACCCGGUUUUACCUCAAAGGCGAUGUAUUAUUGUAAUCAUUACCUUCUGAGAAGCAGCGCUGGUCUAACUAUAUUUGCUGAAAUGCAUGAUGAACGCCUGAGGCUCGGAGGCGGCAGAACACUGGAAGGACAUAGGCCUAAAACUGCGCCGUAAGCCAUUAUGAAAUAUCGGCGCGAAUGUGGACGCAUGUAGAUCUAGUUCAGGUACAAGACUUUUUCAUCAGCUACUUCAAAACCUGUCUGGGUGAAUAAACU
Molecule: messenger RNA, 2238 nt
Organism: Liolophura sinensis
Lineage: Eukaryota; Metazoa; Mollusca; Polyplacophora; Chitonida; Chitonidae
Product: 17-beta-hydroxysteroid dehydrogenase 14-like
Exons: 9
Coding region: 43-858 (271 amino acids)
Biological process (GO): steroid catabolic process
Cellular component (GO): cytosol
Molecular function (GO): estradiol 17-beta-dehydrogenase [NAD(P)+] activity
Source: RefSeq, a predicted model, not a curated record